AUGGCACCUUCAUUACUUAUGGAAGAACCCUUGUUUGAGCGUUCCCCUUUUAAAGGAUUUCAGAAACACGGGCUGCAGAACUUCAAGAAAGAUACAGACACCAUGACGGUGGAUGAAUCAGGUGGAGGGUUAGAAUGUUCAAUGCUGACUAUGGAGCUGAAGAACAAGAUAUUAACUUUCAGAGACAUCCUCGAACUUCCAUCCUACAAUAACUCGAGUGAUCUUACUCAUUUGGCUGUUAGAACCAUAGUAGAUCUCCACAAGCUGUACCCAAAUAUGGUUCGUGUCGAUCUCUCCACAGCAACCAAUGAAGAAUCAGUGACUCAGGUUGCGGUUCACUAUCACAUAUUGAUCUGCAUGACUCUAAUAUUGCUUCGUUAUAAUAAUGCGCGGCACUUAAUCGGAAUGUGUGAACAGGGUUUAGUAUGUCUUUACAUUGCAUUGAAGUCUAUUGGCAAACUAUGGGGCUUAACCAACUCUAUGGAUGGAGCACAAGAGAGCCUGCAGAAUAUUGAGUUCGAUCAACUUGCUGGCAAACUCAUGGCCAACCUCACAUUCUUAACUGCAUCAGCAAAAGAGAUGUUUAGUGUGAUGGAUGAAGACGAGGACACCGGGAAUGUAGAAAGUUGCCGGAAAAUCAAGAGCACAUUAACUGAUAUCUAUUCAAGGAACGAUGUCUCUUCUCAAUAUCCAGAUGCCUCACCUUCAAUCUCCCCCAAGCGCGACCCUACUGUGGUCCUUGAAGAGACUUAUGAUGUUUCUUCCUCUCAAACCCAUAUUGGUCCCCUUCGUAAUGAAGAGAUUGAAAAUUUGGAGCAAUUCAACCUUUUCCCAAGUGAUAAACCACAACACGAUUCCAGUGUCGUCGAUGAAGCUCGUGAGAUAGCUACCCAGAUAACUGCAACAGACCAACCCGAAGAAGGACCCGAGAAACCAGGCUUUGAGGGGCUGAAAGAACAUUUCAAUAGUAAUAAAAGUGAUGAUUCAGAAGUUCCAAAACAUGAAGCGAGUAAAGAGCCCGAGGCAACACAUCCAGCAGCAAUCCUCCCGCCUCCAGCACCACCUCCUCCACCUAGACCUGUAGCGGCAAUAUCAUCUUCACCACCGAUUCCACUUUCUAAAGGAUCAGAAGCAAUACCACCGCCGCCACCUCCCAUGGCAAUGACUAAGGGAGCACCACCUCCACCUCCACCACCACCUCCCAUGGCAACGACUAAGGGAGGAGCGCCGACACCACCCCCUUCUCCGCUUAAUUUGGUAAAGAUCGUGCGCUUAAAGAGAGCAGCUUCAAAACUAAAGAGGUCAAGCCAAAUGAGCGCUUUGUACAGGCAUCUGAGAGGUAAAGUUGAAGGCUCUAGUUUAAAGGUUGGAAAUGGAACCUCGCCGCAGAUAAAAUCCAAACUCGGGGCAUGUCCUACGGGGAAACAAGGGAUGGCUGAAGCAUUAACAGAGAUAACGAAAAGAUCAUCAUAUUUCAAAAAGAUUGAGGAAGAUGUGGUGAAGCAUGAAAAAUUAAUAUUGGAACUUAAAGCUGGGAUCGCUUCCUUCCAAACAAAGGACAUGGAUGAGCUUAUCAAAUUUCAAAAGCACGUGGAGCAGAACCUGGAGAACUUGACUGAUGAAACUCAGGUAUUAUCAAGGUUUGAGGGAUUUCCCAUGAAAAAACUUGAAUCACUGAGGGCUGCAGCAGCUUUGUAUUUGAAGUUGAAUGGGAUCCUUGCCGACCUACAGACUUGGAAAAUAAUGCCUCCAGUGGAGCAGCUCCUCAGCAAAGUUGAAUCCUACUUCAACAAGAUCAAAGGCGAAUUGGAUGCGUUGGAAAGAUCAAAAGAUGAAGAAGCUAAAAAAUUUCAGAGCAACAAUAUACACUUUGAUUUUGGCAUUCUGGUAAAUAUCAAAGAGUCUUUGGUCGAUGUUUCUUCAGGCUGCAUGGAGUUGGCCCUCAAGGAAGUUAGAGAGACAGCGCCUAGUGAAUCCGGGGGCAGAAAUCAAAGUAAUAGAAAGAGCAGCUUUAAAAUGCUUUGGAGGGCCUUUCAGCUUGCAUUUCGGGUUUAUAGCUUUGCAGGUGGACAAGAUGAUCGGGCUGACAGACUAAGCGUGGAAGUAGCACAUGAAAUAGAGACUGAUGCCCAAUAG
This is a messenger RNA of Neltuma alba, 2136 nucleotides long. RefSeq lists its product as uncharacterized. Bases 1 to 2136 code for a protein of 711 amino acids. The transcript has 8 exons. The record is from RefSeq and is a predicted model, not a curated record. NCBI's taxonomy places the organism in Eukaryota, Viridiplantae, Streptophyta, Magnoliopsida, Fabales, Fabaceae.